CCGGGUUGCUAGGGGAAGUGACGUCACAGCGCGAUGGCGGCGGCUCCUUCAGGCAGCUGAAGGGGGAUUUAGGCCCGGAAGAUCCGAGUCCAUCCGCGGCGGGGAGAGGGCGAGCGGGGCCGGCAGGGGCCGGAGCAGGGGCGGCGGUGCUCGGACUGUCCCAUCCGCCCCGUAUUGAGGCGCUGGGAGCGGCGGGGCGGCCGGAAAGCGAUGGUGAAAGUGGGGCCGUGAGGGGGGCGGAGCCGACAGCCGGACCCGCAGUAGGGGCAGCAGCGGCGCCGCCUCCCGGAGCUCAUACCCAGGAAGCGGCCGGGAGGGCAGGAGCGAGCCUGGCCGCGCCGCCAUGGAGCUGAGAGUCGGGAACAGGUACCGGCUGGGCCGGAAGAUCGGCAGCGGCUCCUUCGGAGACAUCUAUCUCGGUACGGACAUUGCUGCAGCAGAAGAAGUUGCCAUCAAGCUUGAAUGUGUCAAAACCAAACAUCCUCAGCUUCACAUCGAGAGCAAAAUCUACAAAAUGAUGCAGGGAGGAGUGGGCAUCCCCACCAUUAGGUGGUGCGGGGCCGAGGGGGACUACAACGUCAUGGUGAUGGAGCUGCUGGGGCCCAGCCUAGAGGACCUCUUCAACUUCUGCUCCAGGAAGUUCAGUCUCAAGACAGUUCUGCUGCUUGCCGACCAGAUGAUUAGUCGUAUUGAAUACAUUCAUUCAAAGAACUUCAUCCACCGAGACGUGAAGCCAGACAACUUUCUCAUGGGGCUGGGGAAGAAGGGCAACUUGGUCUACAUCAUCGACUUUGGGCUGGCCAAGAAAUACCGGGAUGCAAGGACCCACCAGCACAUCCCCUACCGGGAAAAUAAAAACCUCACAGGGACGGCGCGGUAUGCCUCCAUCAACACCCACCUCGGCAUUGAGCAAUCUCGAAGAGAUGACUUGGAGUCUUUGGGUUAUGUGCUGAUGUACUUCAACCUGGGCUCUCUCCCCUGGCAGGGGCUGAAGGCUGCCACCAAGAGGCAGAAGUAUGAAAGGAUUAGUGAGAAGAAAAUGUCCACUCCCAUUGAAGUGUUGUGUAAAGGCUACCCUUCUGAAUUUGCCACAUACCUGAAUUUCUGCCGCUCCUUGCGUUUUGAUGAUAAACCUGACUACUCAUAUCUGAGGCAGCUCUUCAGGAACUUGUUCCAUCGCCAAGGCUUCUCCUAUGACUAUGUGUUUGACUGGAACAUGCUGAAGUUUGGCGCCAGCCGGGCUGCGGAUGAUACUGAGCGAGAACGGCGGGAUCGAGAGGAGCGGCUGAGACACUCCCGGAACCCAGCCACCCGUGGCCUCCCUUCCACGGCCUCCGGCCGUCUGCGGGGCACCCAGGAAGUGGCUCCCCCCACACCUCUCACCCCUACCUCACACACGGCUAACACCUCUCCUAGGCCCGUCUCUGGCAUGGAAAGGGAGCGGAAAGUGAGUAUGCGGCUGCACCGUGGGGCCCCCGUCAACAUCUCCUCAUCUGAUCUCACGGGCCGACAAGAUACCUCUCGCAUGUCCACCUCACAGAUUCCCGGUCGGGUGGCUUCCAGUGGUCUUCAGUCUGUCGUGCACCGAUGAGAACUCUCCUUCUUGCUGUGAAGGGCAGACAAUGCAUGGCUGAUCUACUCUGUUACCAAUGGCUUUACUAGUGACGCGCCCCCCCGGUCUAGAACCGAAGCGUUAACCGGGAGCUCUGCAGGCCACUCACCCAGCGAUGCUCAUGGGGGAAACAAAACACAAACUAAACGGACAGACUCCAAGAGCUGCCAUCACCGGGGCCACCAAGGCCCCCCACGGGAACUCAGUUGUAACGGGGCUGGGAAGAAAAGCAGAGAGUGAGAGACGUUUGCAGAGAGACUCAGACUCCCCUGCAGUGGUGGUAAACCUGUGCUCCCUGACGAUUCCACUGUAACUACCAAUCUUCUACUUGGUUAAGACAGUUUUGUAUCAUUUUGCUAAAAAUUAUUGGCUUAAAUCUGUGUAAAGAAA
Molecule: messenger RNA, 2002 nt
Organism: Nycticebus coucang (slow loris)
Lineage: Eukaryota; Metazoa; Chordata; Mammalia; Primates; Lorisidae
Gene: CSNK1D
Product: casein kinase 1 delta
Exons: 9
Coding region: 344-1591 (415 amino acids)
Biological process (GO): spindle assembly; regulation of circadian rhythm; endocytosis
Cellular component (GO): cytoplasm; nucleus; spindle microtubule
Molecular function (GO): ATP binding; protein serine/threonine kinase activity
Source: RefSeq, a predicted model, not a curated record